This is a messenger RNA of Ilyonectria robusta, 2112 nucleotides long. RefSeq lists its product as uncharacterized. The record is from RefSeq and is a predicted model, not a curated record. Bases 84 to 1973 code for a protein of 629 amino acids. Lineage: Eukaryota; Fungi; Ascomycota; Sordariomycetes; Hypocreales; Nectriaceae. The transcript has a single exon.
GCCGUUUGGUACGAAUACAACUCGUCCUAACAGAAGCUCGAUCUCUGGUGACUGAGAUAUGCUCUGGCGACGACGAGUGCGACAUGACCGCUGAUCAAUGGAACAAAGAUAUUCCUCUGGUUCUGAUGGUCCUUGGCGAGAUGCUCACAAGCUACACAACCCGAUUGUUGCUAGAUCUAAAAGAAGUCCGGAUCCGAGGCUGGCAUUUCGAUGGGAACAGGGGUUGGGGUCAAACCAGUGCAGUCUUGAAGACAAUGGAAGAAAGAUGGAGCUUAGACACGGUCCGCAUGCUUCAUGGCUCACUAAGUAGCCAUGCAACAGCACAGCUAUAUGCUCUGCGCUUGACAGAUUCGAUGACACCGCAACAACCCACCCCGGCUCUGGAUGGUCAGAGAGAGGGAUACCAUCAGGCACACAGCGACACCUGCCAUCUUGGACGCAAUGAAGAGCUUGUUGGGCUGGAUCAAAGAAAACUGGUUGACAUCAUCGAAAGAGGCAAGAUCCCACUGGCCAAGUACUCUGCUUCAUCAGGCCAGAUCGAAAUUCUCGAAUUUGAACCAGGCACAAGGUAUGCCAUAAUCUCCCACGUGUGGGCGGAUGGGUAUGGCAACCCAAACGAGAACAAGAUUCACAAAUGCGUACUCGAUUUCUUCAAUCAACUGUUUCUGGAUGCUCAACGCCUACUCCGACGAAAUGAGCCGGAUCCUGCGCUCCCAUUCUGGAUCGACACUUUGACGAUCCCCGUCAACAAUCCCGUUCAACGAAAGCGAGCAAUCAAAACAAUGCAUCACGCGUACACUAAUGCAGACUUCAUGGUGGUUCUCGACUCGGGUCUCGCAAAGAUUGAGUCCGGGAGGUCCUACGCAGAAACAGCAAUGAAGAUCUUCACAAGCCGUUGGAUGGGCAGACUCUGGACUCUACAAGAGGCGUACUUGAGCAAGAAACUCAUCUUUCGAUUCAACAGCAACGAACUUGUGGAUAUGGAUCAACUCGAGGCCAACUUCUUUACAAGCCAAACCCUUGCGGAUUCAAUGGUGGCGGGAAAAGCUCGCAAGUACUUUGACCGUUUGCUUGGCUGGCAAAGGCAGAAAAGGAUCUACGGUGCGCCCCUGUAUGACAGUGUCUUGCUUGCCUCCGUCUGGGAAGCUGUGCAAUGGCGCACAACAAGCCUUGUCGUUCACGAGACACAAGCCCUGGCCACCCUGUUCGAGGUUGAAGUUGACUUCCCUGAUGAUUUCGACCACGGCUCCUGCGGUCCGCAAUGUGGUGAGGCGCCGGACGGCGAGUGCAGAGACAACCUUGACAGGAGAAUGAAAUGCUUCCUGGAAUCGCUCUACGAUGCCUACCCGAACUCCAUCCCUCCCGGGAUAAUCUUUGUGCCUGGUCGGAGAUUGGCCGUCGAGGGCUUUGGGUGGGCUCCAUGCACUUGGAUGGUUGGGCAGAAUGUCGGCCAUGACGAUCCUAUCUUCAACCAUGCCACUGCGGCUGAGUUGACUUUGAAUGGUCUGCUUGUCCGGUACCCAGGCUUUUAUCUUCGAUCGUCUGAAAACCGCACGUACGAUGCCGCGGAGAACAAAUUCGCCUUUCCCUGUGACAUCCUUCUCCUAGAAUGGUACUGCGUUCAGUCCUGUGACGAUAAGACAGCACCGAUGCCGAAGGAAGAUGGACUCGCUAUUAUAUCUUCGAGAGAAGAAGUCAGAGAUGAUAAAUCAAUAGCUCUUCUCGUUUCUGUGAAGAAGACUCGCCGUCCCAAGCUUUACGUCGAGAUUCUACAGCGGGUUUGGAUCUGGAGGGAGAGAGAUCAGGCCAAGAUCGAGGAACUCAGAAUGUCGUUCUGGGAACACAAAUUUGGCGUUUGUGAAUAUGGCGAGAUCUUGAAUAGUGACCAGCAGUGGUGCAUAGGGAAGCAUAGGUGGAAUCCUGUAAGACCAGGCGAAGUUGGCCGUACCUCUAGUACUAUGAGUGCCUUUUGAAGCUGGGGGAUGCCUCAGUUGGAUGCCACCCUCAGCGGGCGGCCGAGCUGGUCGGGGAUAAUAUGCCUACUUAUGAAAACGUUAUUUCUUAUUUGAAAGUAUAUCAAAUCUUCUUUACUUCAGCUAUCAAGAGGUUAGG